Messenger RNA from Sinocyclocheilus rhinocerous, 621 nucleotides. Its product is annotated as SH3 and multiple ankyrin repeat domains protein 2-like. The record is from RefSeq and is a predicted model, not a curated record. Gene Ontology annotation, cellular component: dendritic spine; postsynaptic density; postsynaptic membrane. Gene Ontology annotation, molecular function: synaptic receptor adaptor activity; ionotropic glutamate receptor binding. The transcript has a single exon. NCBI's taxonomy places the organism in Eukaryota, Metazoa, Chordata, Actinopteri, Cypriniformes, Cyprinidae. The annotation marks the transcript as partial.
AGUCCCUUUGCAGCUGCCAUUGCCGGUGCAGUUAGAGACAGGGAGAAGAGGCUUGAUGCUCAUCGCAACUCCCCAUCUUUUAAGUCAACAGAUGCAGGUGAUGAGGACGUGGUGCCUACACCAGCCCCACGUCUCCGACACUCUAAGUCUAUUGAUGAGGGCAUGUUUAGCAGCGAUGAGCGGCUGCGUAGGCUCAUGGCACCUCCCUCAUCACUACUUAGCAUCCCUAGAGGUGGUGGUAACGUGACAGACUUCAACAGCCCUGAGCCCACCAUGGUAAGGGAACUGUUGAACACCCGUACAGGACACAGCCCGAUCAGUCUGCCUGCUCAUAAGACCUACAGCUCAGGAAGUGGGAAUUACGUUCACCCAGUAACAGGCAAGCCACUAGACUCCAAUUCACCAUUAGCUUUAGCAUUAGCUGCCAGAGACCGAGCCAUGAGGGAGCAAUCACAGCCUCUUCCGCUAAAGAGUGGCCCAUCCAAACUUGAUCUCAAUAAACCGCUUUUUAUCGACACCAAGCUUAGACCAAAUGUGGCGGUUGGCUUCUCAAGUACCGCUACCAUGGGCCGUCCCCGCGGGGGCCUGCGGAGGCAGAUGACGGAGUCCAAAUAUGAGACU